Molecule: messenger RNA, 117 nt
Organism: Penicillium arizonense
Lineage: Eukaryota; Fungi; Ascomycota; Eurotiomycetes; Eurotiales; Aspergillaceae
Exons: 2
Coding region: 1-117 (38 amino acids)
Source: RefSeq, a predicted model, not a curated record
AUGGGCUCGACAGAUUUUGCAAACCGACCAGUUGAGCCAAGGCAGCAGCAGUCCACCAUGAAAUGGCAACAAUCAAAAACAAAUCUCAUCAACCGCUCGUCAGGCGUGUGCGGAUAA